AUGCUACUGGAACACAUUGUCGGGGACUUACUCCUCGGCUGCACCGUGGUUCGCAAACGGCAAGAGUUCUCCACUGCUAGCAAGAUCGCGUGGUUCUCUUAUUCAUCACCGUCCGUACAUCAGCUUCGCUGCUCCCCUGUCGCCGGACAUCAUCAAUUCCUGCACUGCGGGAUACAGGAGGAGCGUGAGCGUGGCAUGGGCAGGGGCAAGAGCAAGAGCCGCACCCCGGAGGUUGAAAGGGUUGGAUUUGAGGCGCCUGAGAAGAUCGGUUCUGGGAAUGAGGGUGGAAUGGGAGAGGGUGAAGGAACGGGGUGUGUUGGUGGUGGGGUUGGAGAGGGAGCAAAGGCAGUAAUGGGGGAGGAGGAAAAGGGAAAAGUUGGAGUGGGAGGCGAGGAGGACAAGGGAGAAAAGGGAAUCGAAAAUGGUGGUGAGAGUGGGAAUGGACAUGAGAAGGAGGGGGAGAGCGGGAAAAUGGCGUUGGAGAGUGGCGGUUGCGAGGAGGGAGACACUGUGGUUGGAGGGAAAAUGGGAAACGGGGAGGUGGAAAGAGGGGAAGAAGGGGGAAAGAUGGUUGAGGGAGAGGGAAAUGGGGUUGAGGGAGAGGGUAAGGGAGGUGAGGGAGAGGAAAGAGGGGACGAGGGAAAGGGGAAAGUGGAAGAGAGAGAGUAUGGGGCUAAUAAGCGGGAAGCUUGA
This is a messenger RNA of Closterium sp. NIES-65, 693 nucleotides long. The record is from the annotation of a GenBank genome assembly. NCBI's taxonomy places the organism in Eukaryota, Viridiplantae, Streptophyta, Zygnematophyceae, Desmidiales, Closteriaceae.